Messenger RNA from Microcebus murinus (gray mouse lemur), 639 nucleotides. Lineage: Eukaryota; Metazoa; Chordata; Mammalia; Primates; Cheirogaleidae. The record is from RefSeq and is a predicted model, not a curated record.
UGCAGAUGUGGGUCUGUGUUCAGGUUUCUUGAAUAAUUAGCACAAAUAUGGCCAAUGUCCCUUACAGCAGGGGAAUUUAUAGGCAGGGCCUAUAGGGAUUUGCAAACCAAGUGACAAUGACAUCAGAUUGAAAAAUGAAAACGAUUUGCUGGGCACAAUUGAACUACAGAAAUAUUUAUAUUUUCUUUAAAUUUGGACCCAUCUUUUUCUUUUUGACUCUUAGUCCAUCUGAGAAACUAACAUCUCAGGGCAAAGGGCUGAGGAAACUUACUGCACAGACUUGCUGGCUGAACUUCACGUUGUGGUCCACAGUCUCUGCCACUAGUCGCACCAGCCUCCAGCCCCAAACCCUCUCUGGCACUGCUCAAAAUAGGCCAGUCGUGAUGGGGAGAAAAUAUAUGGAAAAGUCCACAGGAAAGAAGAAGCCCCAAGAUCUAGUGCUACGCAGCCAUUCCAGAUGUUUUCAGGAGAAUGGUCCUCCCAGCACAGGAAUAUUGGAAUACUGUGGCAGAAAUAUUGUGGCAGACACCACUCUUGGCCUAGGAUCACAUCUCUUUGUGCACAAGCCCCCACCCAAAGACACUCAGUAGCAGAAUUACUCCAUCUUUGACCUGGCCUCAGCCCUCUGACCUCCCUCUG